AUUACUAACGUAAAAACUUUAAGACAUAUUGCAGAGUUUUACUUUUACUAACACCUUUACUAGUGGACACAGAGACGUCUGGGUAAAAAUAAAGUUUUCUGGGCUGAAACAGACUGAAAUUUAACACGAAUUUCCAUGCAGUUUAUGGUACCUGCUCUCUAAUCUAGCAAUAAGUGUCGAAUUACUUGUUAACACAAAAUUUCCAAUGAUGAGUUUGCAUUUUCGUUCUGUGGUACUAAAGACAGGCUGUAAGUGCGUCGAAGAAGUGUGAUGUGUUUAUUGUGCAUCGCCUAAAAGUCCUACCGUAGUAGAUUUACCUGGGGAGUGUUUCAGCGUUGAAGUUAUCUCACCAAAAGGCCCUGAUUUUGCAGUCAUCACAUAAAAUUCAAGGUAGUGGAUCCGACAGGCAGCAAAGUCGGACACUUGAUUAUUUAAGCAAAUACGCUUUCAAAGCCGAAAAACGUUGAAAGUGACAAAGUUACUAUUGAAAUAGGUUUUACGUUUUGAAACAAGGUCAAACAGGUAAGCUUUUGGUAUUGGCGUCAUUUGAUAGGGCAACGAAAGUAUUCAGAGGCCUGUAAUUGUAGCUACGAAAAUGUCUUUAAAUUAAUGUUGAAGGCAAUACCUGUUUUCCGUAAAGCCACGGGACUUACAAAUGAGUACUUUGAUAUUUUCUCUCAGUUGGCGGUUAGGAAAGACGAGCAUUUUGCAUUACUGGUAGACGUGUUAUGCUGUCAUUUUUGAAUUUCCAGCUCGUCUGGCUCUUUUCUGCAAUAUUGUUGUUGAGGUUAGGGAUGCCAAUUCCUCAGUGCCUAUGUAUUUUUUCCGUUGUAAGUACUUUAAAAGUUGUUAGUCCGAAAAUUGCAGAUUUAUUUCAUGUUUUUUCCUUUAACUAUCAGAUAGGCGUCUUUCAGUCCUAGUAAAGUAUUUCCAAAUGACCGAAACUACUAAGAUUAAAAGCUAUUAUCUCUAUGCGUGUCUGGCGCUUUGGUUUUUAAGGGAUUAGGCGGCAACACCAGAUCUAUCUGGGCUCCAGGCAUAGCACAGGGCUCCCAUCUUCUACCCUGUUAACGAACGAUGUUGAUGCACGCCAACUCCACAGGGUCUAGCAACUUUUCUGCAUGUGACUUUGUAUAAGAAGAACCUUUUCUUCCUAGAAUCAAUACGAAGUCUCAUGAAGUCAUUAAAUACUGCAUAUUUCAUUAUCUUUGCCUUGCUCAAAUGCAACUUAUUAGACUGCUCUGUCCCAUAUUAACAUGUUCCUAAGAUAUUUUAAAGGAAAUGACGGCAACUAUGCAUCUGACAUUACAGUAAUUCGUUGUCGACCUGCCCAUUCGUUUAUAUGGGCAUCUUUGUAUUCGUAUAUAACUCGUUUUACUAAGAUUACAAGGCUUUUUAUGGACCAUUUGGUGGGACACGAGAAUAGGAAGUCCCCCCCCCCAUAAUAAAAGUGACCUUGUGCUAAAUCCCAAGGUUGAGUCUGGGGUAAUGGUUAAGCUUAGGGGCAAGUUUAGGGUUAGUGUUAGGGUUCGGAGGUUGGAAUAGAUACUCCCUGGGAUAUAGCGUAAGACAACUCGUGCUCUGGGGAGGGUGCCUGUUCUCGUGUCUUAGCAACAAUUUUUUCCAAACCAAGAACUUCAUAUAAGCCGUCGCUGACCAUGUAUUUACAACUUUUGGGACAAACUUGUUUGUGCUGCCUUCUCCUGAGCAGGAAACAGCUUUACUAUUGUAGGCUAUGAGGUAGAAGUUUAAACACAUGAAUCGGCGACGCCUGUAUACAUUACGCAUAGUGACAUUGUCUUAUUUCUAGGCCUGGGAGCUCCCCUUCUUCACUUCGUCCUGCUUUAUGCUACGUAUUCGCUACUAUUUCGGCGAGAUCAUCAUUCUGAGUUUCUUUUAAAUUUGUUUCAGUUGAGCACAGGAAUGUAAUCCUUCAUAUUGCGGAUUGCCUUGUCUAAAUUUUGUCGGGGAGGUGGGGUUAAGGGUAGGGCAUCAGUUAUCUCAAAACGAAGAUUGGCAUGUACGUCCUAGUUCCGCAUCUUUCGAAAGUCAGCCUCCUGAGGUAACUGAACUGUUAUAUAAUUAUACUGCAGGCUUAUUAGUUCUAUAACCCUACUUGAUUAAUCUUUUCGAAACGAAAACGCAUUUCGGAAUUUCGGUUGGCAUUUCAUGAGUUAGCCUACCUACUGUAUGUGUUUUGAUUGACUUUUCCUAGGGCGACCAUUUAGAUAAAAUCCAGAUAACUUGCAAAUCUGUGGAAACAAUCUUUUAAAUCUGGUCGACCAAGUGAAAGCUUUUAUUGAGCCAGUUUUCAGCUUGUGAAGAAAUGACGGCUUAUUUUAAAACAGUUUCUAUCAAUCAGUGUCCACUUUAUUAAGACAGACCGAUCUGAAAAUAGUCUCUUGGAAGUGCCAUAGCAUACUAAUUUUUGAAAACGGAAGCGACGCGAUAAAACAGAGUUCCACUUCAAACAGGUUCUAGGAGAGAGUCGUCGUCGGAAGCAGUCUGCGUUUGACUUACAAAAUUUGAUUUUGCAAGGGAAUACGGACCACCGUAUCGGAAAUGCCCAGCUCCUAACUUUCAGGGGGGGGAUUAAGAUUGAAUGCGAGACAUUGGAAAGGCAUCCCCUGGAAUUUCACGUCAGGUCGCCUGUAGUACGUGGUGUUCAUAUCUCUGUUGUGGCCCCUGACCCUCCUUGGAAAAUCGUCCAAGUCAUCUUUUUUUCAUUGUGUUUAGACUAAAAUGUUUGUGUCACUUCACAGGCGGCCAAUAAUUUGGAAAGCUACACUGGCCAUAAGGCGUGCCAACUGUUGAAUUUCGCACAGAAGUCUGUUUGCCUAAGAAUUCGCAAUACCUGUACAUUAAUUGCGUGCGCGAGUGAUCGCAGUGGGAGGCUCCAGCUGGCUUUGCUUCAAAACAGGCCGAUUUUUGGAAAGACCUUUCAAAAUUUCCUUCUAGCUAGAAGUGCCGAAAAGAUCAAGAUCACGAAAAAACUGGCCGGACAUAGAAAGUUGUAAAUAGCAUACCUCCUAGCAGAAAUAUUUGGAACAUACUUGGCAGUUAGAUGACACAUUUUGAAAACAAUUGUACAAUGAUAUGAAGGUUUCCAGUGGCUGUUGUUUGGCGGUAGAUUAUAUCUGAAGACGUUGCCGAAGUUAAUGAUUGAUCAGUCUGGGUUCGAACAAAUGUUGCUACAUUUAAAAGAUACCUCGUCGUCUCCACUCUUUUUUGAUCCACUUCGACCAAUUUAAUUAUAAAUAUUUCCAAAAAUACCUUGCUGAAUGACCUGGAAACCUUCUGCCGGGUUCUAAAGAAGGCAGCCUAAAUUAACCCUAUUCGUGUAUAAAGUUAAUAUAGUUUCUCCGAGUAGUUUGUCAAUGGCUUUGUUCAUUGCAAGAAAGCAACCGGGUAUGACUUCUGUCUGAAAGUUCGGAUUUUCGAAACCCGGCCAUUUAUUUGAAGAAUAGCGCGAGCAUGCGCAAAUCUUCCCUUUGUGCCAGUUAACAAAUGAAAUGUUUAUUUUGUUGACAAAAUAUCACUCACCUUGCCUACAGCCGAACUUUGGUCUACUCUUUGACAUUGACGGUGUGUUGAUGCGCGGUUCAACUCCGAUUCCCGAAGCAAAGGUUGCAAUGGACUUGCUCAAAGGCAAGGAUGGAAAGUUACGCGUGCCGAUUGCCUUUGUUACAAACUCCAUGUCCCCACCGGAGGCAAAGACUAAACACCUGGAGACCAGCUUCAACAUACAGGUAAGUUGGCCUGAGCUGCUGGAGUAUCCCUGGUCAGAAAUUAUAUAAUUUCUGUGCAACCCAAGCAACGAAAGUGCCCUCAGGUACGUCAGCAAAUGGGUUUAAGCCACCAGCAGGGCGUACGUUUAGUCAUUAGUUAUGACUAUUGUCCGCAUUGCCUCACACAUUCAGCCAUCGCAUGGGCCUAUUCGGUCGCGUGUGUGUAUGUGUGUGUGCGUUUGGGAGGUCAGGUUGUGCAUGUGCGCGCGCAGACGGGUUCUCUGGUUCUGUCAACUUCUGUGCCUACUCCCUCCAUCAGACAACUGACCAGCACGGAUAAUGGACUGGUGCCUGGAGAGAGCGAGAUUGACAAGCUCAGUGUAAACAAUCUGACACGCUUCAGUCUAUCGAAGUGCGCUAAAAGCCGUGACUUGGAAGAUUGCCAACUGGUGGGAUAACUCGGAGCUCGCAGUCAGCCCACUGUGUGUAUAUCUGUGGAGUAGCGGACUCUUCGAGUGGAAGCUAGACUGCAAUGACUCCUUCUUAAUGUGAUCUUUAUGGCAUUCCCACCCGAUGGGAUCGGAGCCGCCCACCCCGCCUAUUUUGUAUAAACUCCUGGUCAGUGUACGUUGUGGACCAGGGAGUGUGGUGGUACGCCCAGGUGCGAGUCCUCGCCGCCUUGGCCACCUGCACCCUCCCCAACCUCCGGUCUUCUUGGCACCGUGAGAGAGUGCAGCAGAUGUGCGCAAGUCUACUAUCACUUUAGACUAAAUCACACGCAAGUCACCCUCCCUGCCUCCACCAUGCCUUCGAACACACGGUGGACAUCGUCCGUCACGACGGUCGAAAUACCAGUCAGGACAACUGGUUGACCCGUGUGACCGGGGUCACUUCAGCAUUCCGCGUCACAGUCCACUCAAGUCACGGACCAUGCAGUGGCAUAAUCUUCAGGCGUGACUAUGUGCUGAUCUGACAGACCGGUUAUCAGUGGAAGGGUCAUGAACCACAGCGUCUUUCGAAAUGGCGAAUGUUAUCUGUCAUCAGACAAAUCUUCAAUCGCCGACAGCUGCAAUUCUGGCAAAUUAAACUAGUGUGCUGGACAGUUGGACAGAGAUUCCCAAGUGAAAAUACAGGAAAUGUGAACAAACGCGUCUUAACGAAACGCCUUUACGAAACCGUUGUUUGGAUUUUUGAUGAUCAGAGAACCGUGGCCUGAAAUCUGACUGGACAAGUGGCGCAAAUGGGAAGAAAUUGUCGGAAAAUGACAAUACUUUUGUGCGAAACCGUCCUCACGGUCCCCGAGGAGGUCUGGGUGUCAUAUUCAGUUCAGGUUCUUUUCUGACACAAUUCAUUCUUCCGAGGAACCUUGUUUUCUCUAGUUCUUGAACAUACUAAAGUGGCGGCUAGCCGUUUCAUCAACUUUCUUGAACGCGCAUAUAGCACGAGGACCACGCUCCAGCCCACAUAUGUAGGCCUGGAUUUGCUUAUCUGACCCAAUGAUUGAAAAUCAAGUAAAAUGUUAUUUACCGAGCCGUUUGGGUUUUUAAAAUCCGUCCAAGAUUCCAUCGGGGAGGGGGCGGACCCAGGAUCUUUGGUUGCUGGUUAGAGCUUGCCCGCAGAAGUCACUUUUGAGAGCUCAUUUGAUUAUCCUUCAGCAACUAAGUGGCAUUUAGGUCUUCAAAACCAAAGAGACGUUGAACUGGAAGUGAACCUUUACGAGGAGUACCCAUCAAGCACAAAAUGCUGUAGAACACCGACUUGAACCCCGUAUAGUCCAAGGCUAGAGCGGAGCAAAGAAAAGUCAACUUGGAUGGCAAAAUGUUCUCAAGCAGGCCCAAAAGUGCAGAUCACAGGCAUUGUGGAUAGUACGAGUGGUCGUGUGCAUUGGCGAUUCAGGAAAACGUUUACGCAUUUGUACAUUUCCAUCCACAUGUGAUUUAUCACACUUUAUAUUCUGUAUCUUCCCCCGAAUUUUCCAUCGUCAGCAAUAGCUGCGUGGUAACCACGCAAAGUGCGCAAUAGAUAUUUUAUCUUCAAGCCGUUUUUUGUAAUCAUUUGCGAGGCUGGCUACUCGCAAGAUUAAUCUUGUCACUAUUAGAGUGACUCCUUUCCAAGACGCACGUGGCGGCAAUCAGAUUAAUAAAGACUGGCCACGCGGUAGAUGCGCUGGACCAUCACGGGCAAGGGUAUGCUAUGUAACCUCCUGAGAACACCGUGGUUGACUAUGGUCCUAACACCAACCAUGACCAUGGCUGUACUCGGCAACCCUACCCCGUAACCAGUAAGCAUUUAAUGAGAACUCGAGCGUAACCGCAACCUUAACCCUAGUCCAGAUACCUAACCCUAAUUCUAAACUCCAACCCUAGCCUCAACCGCUAAUGCGGACUAUAACAUAAGUCUGACAACUUUGGCCCUGGGAAUGACCCAACUGCUAGUACUAACCCUAACUCUAACCGUAUCCCUAACCCUAACCUUAAGUCCGAUCGGGGCAAUUUCGACGUCUAUAAUGCUAGUGAAGAUCAAAAUCCCUGUACCACACGACCCCUUCGCCGGCCCAUUGUCGGACAAACCGUUAUGAACCAUAGAAUGGCAUGACUGGCAAAGACGAAGGAGACUGAAGUGCAAAUUUCUGGUUUAUUAGGCGUCGUUAUCCAACUAUACUUAACCUCGAGGUGUGCAAACCCUGGGGCUUGAUCUCGCGACGUGUUGUAUCCAGCUGGUCAACGCUUAAAAUUCUUCACGCCUUCUUCGCAAGUGCUUCCACAUUUAGCCCCUGUUGACAUUCCCCCUUCCUCCUUUUUGUAACACUCUUUUUAGCUUCGUCGGUGUUCUUUUAAUUAACUAGUUUUUGUAUUCUGACCUUGAGCUGGGAAUUCGAUUUGCUCGAACAGUAACAAAGGAAUUCUUUUUCUUGGGUAUCCAUUGUUGAGGUCUGUCCGUUUUUUAUUAUUACCUUAUUCUAUCAAUAAUAACGUAUAAACACCGAAAUCUGUUUGGCUUAUAAGCGUGACGCAAUUUACCAAGAAUCCUACACGACCUGUUGGUUAAAAGUCCAGUUUCCUGGUCACUGAGCCAGGGCUCGUUGUUUUAUCGGUUACGAUGGGGUAUAUUAAUAAUGAUAGAGGGGCGCUCACCGAUCGUGUAACAAAACUCACUCGCUCCGUUGUUCCUUGGGAACACAUCACACCUACCUAGAUAUGAUAAGGCGCGUGACUGAAGAAUCACCCAGGGGGAGGGUUACAUACCCUAUCCUUACCGCCUGGAACUACCAUGCCAUAAUUCACGAUGCAGCUAAACGAUGUUUCUAUUCCAGUCAAAGUCGCCAAGCAGGACUUUAUCCUCCUAUCAGAGCUCUAAGUUUUGUUUCAACCCGUCUUCCCUCCAAUACUGAGAGCUGGAAAUAUUUGCAUUACAGUGGGUCGGUUUGUUUCACUUAGAUUGCGAUACGAUGAGGAAACUAGUAUUUGGACUCAAAAUUUGUUAGUGAUUAGAAGGGUUAAUCAGUGUUAAGGAUAUAAAAGAGUAAGCUGAAAGAUAGGUUGUCAUCUUACUAAAUUUGUUUGUAUUCAACUUAAUCGUCUUUCAGUGGUUUGUCCGAUUAUGCUUUGACUUCUCAGAAAAAUUUUUUUCCUGAGUCUUUUACUUUUCUCUUGUAAACACAGUUAGAACCGGAGCAAAUCAUAUUCGCUCCCAGCCCCCUCAAAUCGUUUGCUCAGUGGCACAACCACAAAGUCCUCGUCCUGGGUCAAGGUAAUGUUACGGAAUGGGCGAGUGAUUUGGGUUUCACGGAUGUCUACACAAUGGACCAGGUGGCCAAGGCCUACCCGCUUCUUGACAUGGUUGAUCAUGAAAACAGGAAGGCUGUUGUAAGCGGUCGACAUUUAGCCAUUAACUGUUUUCUCUUGACAACUUUAUCGGUUGAAAAAGGCUGCUCUCAUGUUGCAUUCUUUUCACGGAGUAACUUCAACAUCGAUCAAGCGUUCCCUUGGGGCAGUAGCUGAUAGGAUACAUUUUAAUUAGAAUGCCUUAAUUUGGGAAAGUUGGAGCUCAAAUACGGAAAUUGUCAAAAUUUUCUGAAUUUCGGGCUGUGCAUUCCUCGACUGGCAUAUAUUUUUAAGGAAAAUUCGGGAUGUACGCUUUUGAUAGAACAAUAUAUUAUGUAUCGUUGGACUUUUUGAAUGGUUUAAUUGUCGGUUACAAGUUAAGCGGUCUACGCUCACACCAGCUCGUAGCUAAAGCGAGGGAUCAGUCAACUCAAAAGUGCACUAUUACCAACUAAGUCAAAUUCGGUUCCAUGGCAUCCGACAUGGGCGUCCGGUAUCACUGGCUGAUUACUCAGGAUAUCGCACAAAUAAAAAUUCUUGCGCCCAGCUUCUUUUUUGACGAUACAGCGACCGUGAAGUUAAUUAGGUGUAGUAUUAAUUUGCGAGUCCUUGGAAACUAAGGCCCAUUGAUUUCACUGAAAUUCAGACCUAAGGUCGCUGCAUUUCGGAACCACUAGGUGAAUUUUAUCUCAGGAAAAGAGCAGAAAGAAUACAUUCACAACUAUUGCAUCAAUUAUGUAGCUGGGAGGACGCGAAAAUGAAUACUCCUCGUAUUACAGGUGGCUUUGGGCCAUAUUCAAAGGGGUUCUGGUGCUAGUGUUAGGCUGCGGAUUAGGAGGGUUAGGACUAGUUAGGAAAUGGAAAUAUGUAGCCAUGGAAUUCAUCACAAGGUCACCUGCAACAGGAUGGUUUCUUAUUCCAAUGUCCAGAUGUGUAUUCUUAUUUCAGAGUACAUGCUUGUGUGAGCUCAGACUUGAGAGACGUCGUUUGUAUUUUCUUGCGUAAUCUAUUUAGAACAAAAACAAUAACAGCUCAGUUACUUGCCUUCCUGUUGGUCCCGAGAAAUAGGCACCAUUAUAACAUACGAUAUGACAAUCAGAAUCUACUCGAAGUCUGGUUCAAUGUUUCUGUCUCUGUCACCUACUGAAGAUAUACAGUGAGUGACCGAUCUCAUGAAAUGUUGGCCGAAAUUCUGAAAUGCGUUUUCGAUUAGGAAGGAUUACUUGGUCGCGUAUGUAAUACUGCUUAUCUUGUGGCAUACUCAUAACAUUUCGGACUUGGCAGGAUGUUGGCUUUUAAAUGCACUUCUUUCCAAUCUCCUGUAGAAAGUGUGCUCGGUAAAAAAUGACUACUUAAGUAGCAUGCAUUUUUCUCAUUGAUUUUCGAUGGUCUUGCAAAUUCAAAUAUAUUUUAUAGAAACCAUAAACAAAAAUAUGCUUUCUUUAAGUCAAUCAAUAGAGAAUCACGUCUUCUUUAUAUUUUAUGCUUAGGGAAGGAGUAUCAUUAGGUUUUAAAAACGCUUUUAAUUAUGGGACUUUUUAAGACCGCGAAAUGUCCAUUCACAUAGCCUCGUACCUGGCCGUUUACCACUGCUCCUCAUGAAAUGUACAACAUGGUCCGCAUCCGUUGCAAAAUGUUAUGGACUCUGUAUGAUACCUCUUUAAUGGUGCAGAAAAAUAUGUGAUUUUCUUUACGCGGAACGCAUGCACCUUGUAGACUGGAAUCACUAAGCGCUAAUGCAACGAAUGAUCAGACUCCAAAUUAUUUGGCAAUUAGAAAACGUUUUUGAAACCUAUUUAUACUCCUUCCUUCAAUAUAAAAUAUAAAGAAAACGUGAUUCUCUAUUGAUUGACUAAAAGAAAGCAUAUUUGUGUUUAUGGUUUCUAUAAACUAUGUUUGAUUUUGCAAGACCAUUGAAAAUCAUUGGGAAAAAUCCAUGCCACCUAAGUACUCAUUUUUUGCCGAGUACGCUUUCUACAGGAGAUUGGAAAGAAGUGCACUUAAAAGCCGACAUUCUGCCAAGUCCGAAAUGUCAUAAGAGUAUGCCGCAAGAUAAUCAGUAUUACAACCGCAACCAAGUAAUCCUUCCUAAUCGAAAACGCACUUCAGAAAUUCAGCCAACAUUUCAUGAGAUCAGUCACUCACUGUAUGUUUGCCGUUAUAGGGGUAUGCAGCCUUCACCAGCACUCGAUAAAUUUUCCGGUUUUUUAAAACUUCUGCUCUUUUACUUCAAGUGGUUGUAUUUUCAGGUUCAGCCUGUAGGAGUUAUUCGCUUUUUCUGAAAAUAUUUAGAUCCUGGGUACCUGAUUUUCCAUAUAAGGCGCGGAAGUUGAGAGAAAGUACUACCUCAACAUGCAACUUUCUAGAGUAAAAGACGAGUUUCGCUGUGUGUGAUUGCAAAUCUAUUGAGCAAAGCACGUACCUAGCUUUGGAUUAAAUAACGUAAAACCGUGUUGCUUAACCACUUUUUGUCCGGACAACCUGACCAUUUUUAUAAGUGGGUGUAGUUACUGAAGAUUAGAGGAGAUAUUUAUUUUUUAACUCCGAAAACUCAUUCCACAGACACUAUUGCCGCUUCACAUGCCACUGGUUAGCAUCUGUGAUCUGAUUUGGCUAAAAUUGAAAGCUGUCUAGCCCAACUGUGUUGACUGUUAGCCAGAGCCGCAAUAAAAAAACGGAACGUCCACCUCCCUUUAUACAACCAGGCUGGAUUGGUGAACUACAAUCCGACGUGACUGAAUAUUCCCGGUCUCAGCGGGCAGGAGUUAUUGCAAUUACUACCAUAGCGCAGCUGCAAACAUGCCCAAUCUCACGCAAGCGUACUCGCAAUAUUUUUCGAUUUCUCGCCUAUUUUCGUAGUAUCUAGACACUGGCUCGUGAAUACAUUUAGCAUGCAAGAUCAAAAAAUUACCUGUCUCUGGUCAGGAUAGUACUAUAGAGCCGACAAUGCAGCAAAAACAAAGCGGCGCUCUCGCUACGACUUCCUCAUACAGACUCCUCGUUAUGUGCGCAAUGUGAGAUAUCCCGGUAAGGUUUAUUCAAAAGGGUUCUUUAAACAUGUUAUGAAUGUUGUCGUCAUAGUAGUAAUCGGUAUCUCUUUAGCCACAGACUGUAAAUGCUAGUGCUAGGCCCCAUUAACCUAGAAAAUAAUGUUAAGCGUCUUGCCGACUCUCUCGUACUAAUCAAAUGAACAUUUUAGGCAAAUGGCUACACGGAGGACAAGGACUUCCCGCGAAUCGAAGGUGGGUCUUCCAGUCUUUCACACUUUUCCGAUUUACGGCCCCUUCAACUUACUGCCCUCCACACUGAGUACGGAAUAAUCUAUUGUUUGGUUAACUUACAGCAAUCCUACUUCUGGGCGAGCCAACGCACUGGGAGAUGCAUCUUCAGCUGCUUAUUGACCUUCUUGUCACCGACGGUAAGCCAGAUCGGAAGCCGACGACGUACCCUGACAGUCAUCUUCCCAUAAUUGCGUGUAACAUGGAUCUCCUCUUCAUGGCUCAAGCCUCAAUGCCCAGGCAAGUGACUUAG
Molecule: messenger RNA, 11083 nt
Organism: Spirometra erinaceieuropaei
Lineage: Eukaryota; Metazoa; Platyhelminthes; Cestoda; Diphyllobothriidea; Diphyllobothriidae
Source: the annotation of a GenBank genome assembly